Molecule: messenger RNA, 594 nt
Organism: Colletotrichum truncatum
Lineage: Eukaryota; Fungi; Ascomycota; Sordariomycetes; Glomerellales; Glomerellaceae
Source: RefSeq, a predicted model, not a curated record
AUGUCUUUUACUCAAGAACUUUGGUCGUGGUUAACCCCUACCUCACUACCUCUAUCAAAUCCUCCACAAGUCGGCUCCACAACCCCAAUAACAAACUCUCUAAAACUGCCCCGACCGGACUCCAAGCCAGUUGUUAUCGCUUUCCUUCGCCAUUGUGGCUGUCCAUUCGCCGAGAAAACAUUCCUUCGCCUUCGUCAGACAGCGUCUCAAAACCCGGGCAUAUAUUUCGUAGCAGUCUCACAUUCUUCAGAAUCACACACCAAAAAGUGGCUUUCUGAAAUCGGUGGACCGGGCGAGACGAACCCUGUCGAGAUCAUCGUUGACGAAGAUCGCAAGUUGUAUGCAGAGUGGGGUCUAGGAGUGUCAAGCUUUUUGCAUGUUCUCAGUCCCGGGGAGUUGGGUCAAGUGUUCAAGCUCGCAAGAGAGGAAGGGAUCAAGAAUCGACCUACCGAGAGCGGUAAUCGGUGGCAGACGUCCGGAGCCUGGGCUGUUGAUGGGCAGGGAACAGUAACUUGGGGUGGAAUCGCAAAGGGUGCAUCGGAAAUACCAGACUUUCAAGAUGCGGUGGCCUCGCUGAAGAGCCAGAACGUGUAA